This is a messenger RNA of Daphnia magna, 609 nucleotides long. RefSeq lists its product as uncharacterized. NCBI's taxonomy places the organism in Eukaryota, Metazoa, Arthropoda, Branchiopoda, Diplostraca, Daphniidae. The coding region runs from base 5 to 475 and encodes 156 amino acids. The record is from RefSeq and is a predicted model, not a curated record. The transcript has a single exon.
ACAAAUGAUCUUCCUGCCCUACUGGAUGCUACUCUUCUUAGCCAUUUGCUACACAACAGAAGCAUCACCUUAUUAUUACAGCGAACCUCCUCCGCAAGCCAGACCUUAUUCAGACGUGUCACCGCCUGAAAUUGAUAACAAUCCGGCCGUAGAACCGUAUCCUGUUCCUCCGCAUUCAGUGUCAUCUUAUGCUGCUCCUCUUAUUGUGCCAUUUCUCUCUGCUGAUUAUCAAGCGUCUACUCCAAACACGAACGCAUCCACCGAAAGCGCUACUGCUAUGACAGUCAAUGAAGAAGUCGGAACUGAUUGGAGCUCUACGAGUACAGACUACGUCACCGAGCCUAUUGAAAAUUACGAUACGACUACUGGUGAAACAAGUUUCUGGAUUUUGGAAACAACUUCUAAUGGAUCUGAUCCUUACGAAGGCACUACAAACGCACCUAUUCAUUUGCCUCCCCAUCUUGAAGCAAUAUAGUUAAAUUUGAUCAUCGUAUCAUAAUAGCGUUAUGUAAAAUUAUCGAGAAUCUCUGCUGUUAUUGAGUUUGACAUCCUGUGAAUUGUUGGAAGUUGCACAUACUUGUUUUUCUCAUUAAUACAACAGUUCAUCUA